AUGUCCCAUCGCCAAGAGUUCAAGGCACGGGUUGAGAGGUCGUGUCACGGUGCCACCGAGAACUGGCACGGAACUGGGUUCCUCACGGCCUCGUUGGUGGAGGGGCUGAAAUCUUGGCUGGAGGGUGAGAAGCCCAUCGAGGCCAUCAAGGUUCUCAGACUGCUGGCCAUCAAGGUGCGCAGGCACUCGCGGGUAAAGAUUGCGCGCAGUCUGGGCAAAGAAUGGACCAAUCAGAUGUUGUGA
Molecule: messenger RNA, 243 nt
Organism: Chaetomium globosum CBS 148.51
Lineage: Eukaryota; Fungi; Ascomycota; Sordariomycetes; Sordariales; Chaetomiaceae
Exons: 2
Coding region: 1-243 (80 amino acids)
Source: RefSeq, a predicted model, not a curated record